AAACAAUAAAAAAAAAAUUAAGUUGUAUAAUCGCCAAAAAAAAAAACUUGUUGAAUUCGCUAGCUCCCUCGCACUGCUGCGUGUAAAUUUAUUAAACAACCCACAAAGAAACUAAAGCAACAACAACAAGAGACGACGUCAUGCAGGCAAUCAAGUGUGUUGUUGUUGGCGACGGAGCCGUGGGUAAAACUUGCCUGCUGAUCAGUUAUACGACAAAUGCCUUUCCCGGCGAAUAUAUACCCACCGUAUUCGAUAAUUAUUCGGCAAAUGUGAUGGUCGAUGCCAAACCGAUUAAUUUGGGAUUAUGGGAUACGGCCGGACAGGAGGAUUACGAUCGUUUGCGUCCAUUAUCGUAUCCACAAACAGAUGUGUUCCUCAUCUGUUUCUCGCUGGUGAAUCCCGCCUCGUUUGAGAAUGUGCGCGCCAAAUGGUUUCCCGAGGUGCGUCAUCAUUGCAACAAUGUGCCCAUCAUCCUCGUCGGCACCAAGCUCGAUUUGCGCGAUGAUAAGCCAACGAUUGAGAAACUCAAGGAUAAGAAACUGACACCCAUCACCUAUCCGCAAGGACUGGCAAUGGCCAAGGAAAUUGCCGCGGUUAAAUAUCUGGAAUGCUCGGCUCUCACACAGAAGGGACUGAAGACUGUCUUCGAUGAGGCAAUACGCUCGGUGCUUUGUCCGCCCAGUCGUCGGCCGCACAAGCGCGGCUGUGUCUUGCUCUAAAAUGUUGCACAAUCCAAAUUUGUUUUUCUCCGAGAGAGAAACACCGAGAGUGAGCGAGAGAUAUAGAGCGAGAGGGGGAGAGGGGAGCGGUAACAAAGCGCAGAAAGUUUGCAAAAAAUAUUCAAUCGCUUUAGUUACAGUUACAGUUUU
Messenger RNA from Drosophila grimshawi, 869 nucleotides. RefSeq names its product ras-related protein Rac2 (gene Rac2). Gene Ontology annotation, molecular function: GTPase activity; GTP binding; protein kinase binding. The record is from RefSeq and is a predicted model, not a curated record. Gene Ontology annotation, cellular component: cell projection; cytoplasmic vesicle; cell cortex. The transcript has a single exon. Gene Ontology annotation, biological process: regulation of cell shape; cortical cytoskeleton organization; motor neuron axon guidance. Lineage: Eukaryota; Metazoa; Arthropoda; Insecta; Diptera; Drosophilidae. Bases 141 to 719 code for a protein of 192 amino acids.